GUGUGAGAGAGGGUGUGAGUGAGGGACGGUCUGAGUGAAGGACAGUGUAAGUGAGGGAGGGUGAAUGAGGGAGAGUGUGAGUGUGCAAGAACUGGGGUGGGGUCCACCUGACAGGUUAGCAAACCACGGAGUUUUUAUACGUGCUAUUCGUGAUCUAUCACAGCUAGUGUAGCAUCCUCUCUCUCGACUGCUUUGCUUCAGCGCCGUCAGAAAGUGCUGAUGGAUCACUUAGUAGCCAGGACUGAAGAACUGUGUUGCCUGUGUGUGUGAGUUAGAUCAGUCCCACACCUGUCUAAGCGCAACUUAACCCUCCACGAUACUUGUGAAAUACUGGUUCACUUACUCCCAGGAGAAACUCACAGACGUCGCUCACACUAGACGUCGCUCACACUAGACGUCGCUAACGCCAGACAUCGCUAACGCCAGACAUCGCUAACACCAGACGUUACUGUCAAGAUGACUGAGAUGCAAGAGCUCGACAGCCUGAAAGAAAAAGACGCAGCUGGCGUCGCUGGCAAGAUGUGUGAGAGAGCAGAGCCGAGAGUAGAGCGUGUAAAGAGGCUGGCUCGACAGCUUGGCCUGGUAUCUGUGGUGACAUUCUCAUACUUCUCGCUGGGAGCGGCGCUGCCUUGGCCCUCUCCGGCACUCUCUGACCUGGCCCAGAAUAAUGGCACCCUCUUCGGCACUCAGAUCACCUUAAACUCUGCCGAGAAGGACAUGACAGGUAGCUUACUGUACUUGGGGACGCUGGUGGGAGCGUGGAUCUCUGGGUGGAUGGUGGCUAAGAUAGGGCGUCUCCGCUCCAUGCAGGUGAUCGUGGUACCGUACGUGGGUGGCUGGCUAAUUGUCGCACUCGCCCCUACCACACCUGUUCUACUCAUUGGCAGAUUCAUCAUAGGUGUAGCCUGUGGUGGAACCACCAUCGCUGGCUACAAUUACGUGAUUGAGUUGUCUGACGUGAGCAUCCGGGGCAUGGCAGCUACUCUUCCGACCAUGGGUGUGGUGUUGGGUGGCCUCUAUACUGCUGUACUAGGGUACGCUCUCAGUUGGUACACUCUCAGUUUUCUCUGCGCGGUGCCUUCCUUCUUAUUCUUUCUUACAACAUUCAUCCUUCCACCGUCUCCGUCUUUCCUAAUAGUGAAUGGUCGACGCCAGCAAGCUACCGCUAUCUUGAAACUUUUGAGGGGAACCUACGCUGAUGUCGAAGGUGAGGUUGCAGAGUUGGAACGUCGCAACGCCGUCAACACCGAUGGCAAGAGCGUUGGCUGGCGUGACCUGUUGAAAAAGGAAGUGUUGCGACAAAUAAUUGUAGUUGUAGUUCUCUUCUUCCUCAUGCAGAUGUGUGGAAACUUUGUCUUAAUGGUGUACACAGCGCGGAUCCUUGAAGCAACCGGGGCGCCCAUGGAUCCCGAUGCCAUUACUGCCAUCGCUGGAGCCCUAAGGGUGGCUGGCACACUGGCUGCCAUCCUGCUGCUAGACGUCAUUGGACGGCGAUACCUGCUCGUUAUAACACAUGCAGUCAACGCUGUUUGCCUCAUCGUCCUGGGUGCAUAUGCCCACCUGGCUGAUAAUGCCGAUCCAGACGACACCACUUACACAGACAUGACGUGGUUGCCAACUGUGUGCGUGACGAUGGCGCUCUUCAUCUGCGACAUCGGCGUUCAUCCCAUUCCUUAUAUCGUGGCAUCAGAAUACUUCACCACCAGCAUCCGUUCCCAGGCGUCGUCGGUGUGCAUCUCAGCAGGGACGGCCAUCACCUUCAUCACACUGCAGCUCUACACGCCCAUGCAAGCAGCCUUUACCCAAGCUGGCCUUUAUUGGUUCUAUGGAGCCAUCAGCGUCGCUGGCGUCGUCUUCUGCUUUUUCGCAGUCACUGAGACAAAAGGCAAAAGUGUAGGAUGAGGAAGGCAAAAAUGAAAAGCUAAGACGUAAGUUAACAAUAAAAACAAAAUACACUUGAGUAAUCAAAUCCAAAUAGUAUGAGUAAAUAAGUUACGUGAAAAAGAAUUAUAUGACCACCAAAAUUAAAAAAUCUGUUGAAUAUAACAAUUACAUGAACAUGAAUUGUGCAAGAAACCACAUUCUUUCUCUUCUGUGGCUUCACCUGUUAGGUAUCUUCUAGUCCUUUUCCAAAACUGACUUAUGCUGAGACUAGAAUUGAUAAGAUCAAGCAGCCUGUUCCAUUCAUCUAUUACUGUGCAGUGGUUGUUUGAGGCCUGGCCACCUAUUGUAACUACAAAAUUGCGUUCACUUAGCCUAGUACAAUACUGGCUUUGGCUCCAAGCUUUGACAAAAUUAGCAGCAAGACAUUCUGGAGAGUGACUGUGAGCAACUUUGUAAACAUGAUUUAGUUUUAGCUGCCUUACCCUAUCUUCAGUAUUAAACAUUUCCAAUUGUAAUUCAUCAUCGCUUGCAUGUAAUGUUGAGGUACAUACAGGUAACCCCCAAUAAAAUUUUCCAUAGAU
Messenger RNA from Cherax quadricarinatus, 2465 nucleotides. RefSeq names its product facilitated trehalose transporter Tret1. Gene Ontology annotation, molecular function: transmembrane transporter activity. The record is from RefSeq and is a predicted model, not a curated record. Gene Ontology annotation, cellular component: membrane. Lineage: Eukaryota; Metazoa; Arthropoda; Malacostraca; Decapoda; Parastacidae. Gene Ontology annotation, biological process: transmembrane transport.